ACAUAUGUAAGGUAAUGUGUAUUUAUUUAUAAAUCUUUCAAUUGUUUUCAAUAUUUUUAUAUUUUGAUGCUUAAAACGAUGGCUGUCAAAGAAAAACAAGGUGAUUCAACUGAAGAAAUUGAUUGGAAUCCAGAAAAUGAACUUCAGUUAUUCUACUCAAUGAAUGGUCACAAACCAGUUGGAGUCAACAAGUACUUUCACAUGGUUUGCAUAUGGGAGAAAUUUCGUGCUGCAGUAAACAAAGAUGUUUCAUUAAAAGCCAUAUGGGAUCAUCUUGAAACAAUGUAUGACCUUGUAGCCUUGGACUGCUUUCAGGAUGACGUUGAGGAUUUGCCAUUUCCAAGUAGUGAGGUUGAUUUUACUCUUCCAGAAUCAGAAUUUAUGGAACUUAUGAAAAAUAGACAAAAAGAAGAUAAUGAUAUUAAACAAAAAGAACAAAAAGAUAAAAUAAAAGAAAUAAAAAAAGAAAAAGAUAUUAAAGAUACACCUAAAAAAGAUAUUAUAACAAGAGAACAAAAAACACCAAAAGAAGCUGAAAAAAAGAAAGAAGAAAUUAAAAAAAUUAUUAAAGAAACAGAUAUUAAAAAAGAAAAACAAAGAGAUGUUAAAGAAAUUAAAAAAGAUACAAAAACAUUAAAAGAAAAAGGAAAAGGAAAAGAAGAUCCUGAAGAAAUCAUUCCAGCUCUAGCAAUAAAAAAAGAACGUAAAGAUUCUGAAACAAGCAGAGAACCUCCAAAAAGAAUACCACCAAAGAGACCAACAAGACAAAGCAUUGAUAAUGCAACAAGAGCAUCAACAAGUCCACGAGAUACACCACCACUUCCAAAACGUCGAAGGCUAUAGAAACAUGAGGAUCUUUAUCAAAAUUGUUUCUUAAAAUUCAUUAAAAAAUCUUAUUAAUUAUUGAUACGUCAAUGAUUUAUCAAAAAAUUUAAAAUAUUUUCUAAUCAAUUCUAGAUAAAACUCAUGUAUUAACUAGUUAAUUUAAACUGCCACUUACUUUAUCGUAAUUAACAAAUUAUAAUUAAUAAUUUUCACUGCAUCUUCAUCAAAAUUUACAGUAUUUUUAUGUAGUGUAAAUAAAAAAAAAAAUAUAUAUUCUCUUUUUAAUUUAAAA
Messenger RNA from Aphidius gifuensis, 1117 nucleotides. It is a transcript of the gene MrgBP, whose product is annotated as MRG/MORF4L-binding protein. Gene Ontology annotation, cellular component: nucleus; NuA4 histone acetyltransferase complex. NCBI's taxonomy places the organism in Eukaryota, Metazoa, Arthropoda, Insecta, Hymenoptera, Braconidae. The record is from RefSeq and is a predicted model, not a curated record. Gene Ontology annotation, biological process: regulation of transcription by RNA polymerase II. The coding region runs from base 67 to 843 and encodes 258 amino acids. The transcript is spliced from 4 exons.